AUGGCUCCAAAGCGCCACGCGGCCUCAACUACCUCCGCAACCACCUCCGCGGUCACCACGCCCACGCCCGCAACACCAAAACUCUCCUCCGGCCCAGCUACUCUCAAGGCCAAUGCUUCAGCCACUGAAAUUGCCCAGCAUGUCUGGAAGCAGUACGCAUCGACCACGCCGCAGCGUGUGCUCCUCCUAGACGCCUUCAUGGCGUUCCUCAUCCUGGUCGGCGGUUUGCAGUUCCUGUACUGUGUUCUUGCCGGAAACUACCCCUUCAACGCGUUCCUCAGUGGUUUCAGUGCCGCGGUUGGCCAAUUUGUUUUGACAGCAAGUCUGCGUAUGCAGACUAGUGACAGCAGUGUUGUAUCAAAGCCUAGCUCGAAGGGAAAGAAUGCGCGGUUUGCAGACGACAGUGAAGAGGGGACAGGGACUUCUCAUGAGAGGGCCUUUGCGGAUUAUAUCUUCGGAAGCUUGAUUCUACACUUCUUCUGCAUCAACUUUAUCAACUGA
Penicillium brevicompactum is the source of this 501-nucleotide messenger RNA. RefSeq names its product putative oligosaccharyl transferase subunit Dad1. Bases 1 to 501 code for a protein of 166 amino acids. Lineage: Eukaryota; Fungi; Ascomycota; Eurotiomycetes; Eurotiales; Aspergillaceae. The record is from RefSeq and is a predicted model, not a curated record. Gene Ontology annotation, cellular component: oligosaccharyltransferase complex; membrane. The transcript has 3 exons. Gene Ontology annotation, biological process: protein N-linked glycosylation.